Platichthys flesus (European flounder) is the source of this 392-nucleotide messenger RNA. Its product is annotated as lipopolysaccharide-induced tumor necrosis factor-alpha factor homolog. Gene Ontology annotation, molecular function: zinc ion binding. The coding region runs from base 1 to 267 and encodes 88 amino acids. The transcript is spliced from 3 exons. NCBI's taxonomy places the organism in Eukaryota, Metazoa, Chordata, Actinopteri, Pleuronectiformes, Pleuronectidae. The record is from RefSeq and is a predicted model, not a curated record.
AUGGCAAAUCCACAAGUUCCUGUCGCGGUCGUGUGUCCUUUGGGAGACAGUCCGGUUCAGGUUGUCUGUCCUUCAUGUCACCAGGCCGUCCUCACCAAGGUGGACCACACCUCUGGUGUGCUCACCUACCUGCUCUGUGGGGGUCUCUUCUUCUGUGGCUUUGUUUUAGGUUGCUGUCUCAUUCCGUUCUGUGUGGACCGGCUGAGGGACACCAGACACUCCUGUCCCACCUGCAAGACGGUUCUGGGGGUUUCCAAACGCUUAUAGCCGAGCUGCAACGAUCACGUCAUCCAUUAAAAUAGUUGAUCAACAGCAGAUUAAUCAGCAACUGUUUGAAUAGUUGAACUCAAGUUUCUUUUGUCAUUUUUUUAACAUUAAAUCCAAACAUUUGU